AUGGCAGCAGCCGUGGCGCUCCCCAGCUCCGCCACCGCCGGCCCCGCCAACCCCGCCCCCUCCUCGACCGCCCCCGCGCCGGCCGGCCAGAAAGCCGCCCCCGCCUCGCGCACCCCUGCCGAGCCCCGGAGGGUCCGCUUCAACGUCGGCUCAAAAUACCACGUCAUGGACGUCAUCGGCGAGGGCGCCUACGGCGUCGUCUGCUCCGCCGUCCAUCGGCCCACCGGCCAAAAAGUCGCCAUCAAGAAGAUCACCCCGUUCGAUCACUCCAUGUUCUGUCUGCGCACGCUCCGCGAACUCAAACUGCUCAAAUACUUUCAGGAACAAAACGUGUCGGAAAACAUCAUCUCGAUCGUCGACAUCAUCCGUCCGCCCACCAUCGAGGCCUUCAAGGAGGUAUACUUGAUCCAGGAGUUGAUGGAGACGGACAUGCACCGGGUGAUCCGGACGCAGGACCUCUCGGACGACCAUUGCCAGUACUUCAUCUACCAGACCCUGCGCGCGCUCAAGGCGCUCCACUCCGCCGACGUCAUCCACCGCGACCUCAAGCCGUCCAACCUGCUCCUGAACGCUAACUGCGACCUCAAGGUGUGCGACUUCGGCCUCGCACGCUCCGUCCGCACCGCCGAGCAGGAGACCGGCUUCAUGACCGAAUACGUCGCCACCCGCUGGUACCGCGCCCCCGAGAUCAUGCUCACGUUCAAGCAGUACACCAAGGCCAUCGACGUCUGGUCCGUCGGCUGCAUCCUCGCCGAGAUGCUCUCGGGCCGGCCGCUGUUCCCGGGGCGCGACUACCACCACCAGCUGACGCUGAUCCUGGACGUGUUGGGGACGCCGACGCUGGACGAGUUCUAUGCGAUCAACUCGCGCCGGUCGCGGGACUACAUCCGGGCGCUCCCGUUCCGCAAGAAGCGCGCCUUCGCCGCCUUGUACCCCAAUGCGACCCCGCUCGCCAUCGACUUCCUCGCCAAGACGCUCACCUUCGACCCCAAGAAACGCCUCGACGUCCAGCAGGCCCUCCAGCACCCCUACCUCGAGGCCUACCACGACCCCGACGACGAGCCCGUCGCGCCCCCCCUCGACGAGGACUUCUUCGCCUUCGACCGCCAGAAGGACGAGAUCAGUAAGGAGGAGCUCAAGCAGCUCCUCUUCGACGAGAUCGCCAGCUUCCAUUCCACCGCCUAG
Puccinia triticina is the source of this 1185-nucleotide messenger RNA. RefSeq lists its product as uncharacterized. Gene Ontology annotation, biological process: protein phosphorylation; intracellular signal transduction. The coding region runs from base 1 to 1185 and encodes 394 amino acids. Lineage: Eukaryota; Fungi; Basidiomycota; Pucciniomycetes; Pucciniales; Pucciniaceae. Gene Ontology annotation, molecular function: ATP binding; MAP kinase activity. The record is from RefSeq and is a predicted model, not a curated record. Gene Ontology annotation, cellular component: nucleus; cytoplasm. The transcript has 7 exons.